Molecule: messenger RNA, 3261 nt
Organism: Dictyostelium purpureum
Lineage: Eukaryota; Evosea; Eumycetozoa; Dictyosteliales; Dictyosteliaceae
Exons: 5
Coding region: 1-3261 (1086 amino acids)
Cellular component (GO): cytoplasm
Molecular function (GO): protein binding
Source: RefSeq, a predicted model, not a curated record
AUGAGUUCGUCAUCAAGAAAAAGAUUGGUUCAAUGGAGUCCACAUAAUAAAUCAUCCUUUAUUGUUGGAUCAAACGAUGUUAGAUUAUAUAGUUUUAAAUAUAAAAGAAAUAAUGAUUUCGAAACCAGUACAAAUGCGGGUACAGGAAUUAAUAAUAAUAAUAAUAAUAACAAUAAUAAUACAGAUAAUAGUAGCAAUAUUGAUAAUAAUGGUAUAAUAGAAAGUGUUACUAAUAAUAAUAGUAAUAAUAAUAUAAAAGAAAAUAAUAUAGUGGAUGGCCACAGUUUAGAAUUUACAAGUAAAUUAAAACAAAACACAAGAAAUAAAUAUGCAGAAACAUUUAAUUUUAAUAUAGAGUACCCACCAGAUGAUUGGGAGCCACAAGAAAAGAAAACAAUUUCAUUAAUUAGUAUAAAUUCAGAGGUACAGUCAAUGAAAUGUAUGUCUUGGUGUCCUGAUGAAACUGAUCAAAAUUUAGUUGCAUGUGGUUUAACUAAUGGUAGAACAUUACUCACUAGCUUUUCAUCUGUAAAUAGAGCCUUAAAAGAAUUGGUACCAAAGCAUACUAGAGCAUGUAAUGCUAUAACUUGGAAUCCUGUAUAUAAGAAUCAAAUAGCUGUAGGUUUAGAUAAAAUUAGAGCUGACACAUCAACAUUGGUUUGGGAUAUCAAUUAUUUACAAUCAGCCAAUAUAGCAUCAUCAUAUCAAUCAAAUAAUAGCAACAACAACAACAACAUAACCAAUAAAUUACAAAGAAUGUCGGUGGUUGAUCAACCAUAUUCGAUAUCCAGAAUUUCAGAUAAUAUUUUUAAUACAUCAACAGAUAGCCCAGAUACAAUUUAUCAACCAAUAGCAGAGUUUACACAAUCAGAAGCAACAUUGGCAUUAGCAUGGCUUCCAAAUAAUCCAUCAUGUUUACUUGUAGGUACAGGUUCAAAAUGGUUAAAGAUUUAUGAUAUUAGAGAUAUAAAUAAUGUACAAUCAGUUAUGGCACAUCAAAAAUCAGUUAAUGGGGUUUGCGUUGAUCCAUUCGAUUGUAAUAGAAUAGCAACAAUGAGUGAGGAUAGUCAUAUUAAAAUAUGGGAUCUUAGAAAUAUCGACGAACCAGUUAUGAUUGUAAAUAGUAAUUGUAAAUCAAUACAACAAAUAGAAUGGUGUCCAACUAGAUCCGGUGUUUUGGCUUCAGUUGGUAAAGAUAAAACUUCAGUUAAACUUUGGGACAUUAAAGCUCCAAUCGAAUAUUCAAAAUCACCAAAAUUAGACAGAAAAUCAUCCAAUUUAUUAGAUUUAAAUACAAUUUCAAAACCAACAAAAAGUCAUCAUUCAAAAGAAAUUAUUUCAUCAUUUUCAUGGCAUCCAACUAAUGAAUGUCGUAUGAUCAUAGUAUCUUAUUCAGGUGUUCUUGAAGCAGUUUCUUUAAAUGAAAACAUACCAAUAUCGUGGUCACCAAUGGGUUCAAUUUCUUUUUCAUUUGGAAAUAGUGUUAUUGAAGGUCCAACUAAAAACGAAACCUUAGAACCAAACUUAAAUUCUGAUGCCUAUAAAAAUUUAUAUAACGAUGGUAGAUAUGAUAAAGAUAUUUCAUUAAAAAUUAAAGAAAGAGCAAUUUUGGGUUAUAGUGCAGAGUGCGAGGAGAAUGUAAAUUUAGCACCAAAGAUUAAUGAUGAAAACAUUAAUUUCCUUUGGAAUUGGAUUCAAAAAGUACCAAUUCAAAUUCAAAAUCAUAAAAAGAAAAUAAAUACCGAUGCAAAUACACCAGGAGGUAUAACCAGUCCAUUAUCAACUGCGCUAUCAUCAUCGUCCUCAUCAAGUGAUAUUCAAAAUUUAAAUAAUGACUAUAUUGGUAUUUAUCAUAUUUUAACGGAAAAAGAAUCAACAGUAGAGUCACAGAGUGGAUUUUUAAUUCAUAAAUCAAAUAAUAGAUUUUUAUGUGCAUCGAUUUGCGGUUGGGGAUUUAACCAAAAUUUACCUCUAGAAAAUAUGUUAUCAAGAUUAGAAAAGAAUGGUGAAUAUGAAAGAGCAGCAGCUAUGGCAGUAUUCCAUUUAGAUAUAAAGAGAGCAAUGUUAGUUUUAACCAACGCAGUUUUUAAUAUUAAUCCAAAAACUCAACUUAAUCAUCAAAAUCAUUGUAUUACAAAAGAGCGUGAAUUUAGUCUUAAAGUUUUAUCAAUCGCUUUAGCUGGUUUUGGGGGUGAUCAACAUAAUGCAAAUGCAAAUUCAAUUUGGAGAGAUGCUUGUAAAUCAACUGCUAAAUCUUUUACCGAUCCAUAUUUAAAAACUUGUUUAGAGUUCCUCUGUUCCUCAUCAGAUUCAAGAGAAAUUUAUUCAAUCAUAGAUGAUUCUUUGAUUAAUUUGGAUGAUAAAAUUGCUUUUUCUUGUAGAUAUUUAGAUUCUAAAGAUUUAAUUAAUUUUGUUGAAAAAAAUACAGCCAGAGUUAUUGAAAGUGGAAAUUUAAGAGGUGUUUUAUUAACAGGUUUAACUAGUAGGGGUGUCGAUUUACUUCAAAAUUAUAUCGAUAAGACAUCAGAUAUUCAAACAGCAGUGUUAUCAAUUAGUAUGGUUGUACCAAAGAUAUUUAGAGAUAAAAGAGUAACUAAAUGGUUAUCAAUUUAUAGUGAUCUUUUAGACAAUUGGGGAUUAUGGCAUCAACGUGCUAUACUUGAUAUUCAACGUAUUAACUCUGUUGAACCACCACCACAACCACAAAUUUUUGCCAAAUGUGGUUAUUGCCAGAAUUCAUUCUCAUUCGAAUCGGUUACUGUAAGUUCAAUGCUCGGUAGAAAUGCAUCAAAUAGACCAAGCUUUAAAGCAAGAGUACCAUUUUGUCCACACUGUAAACAAUCAUUACCACGUUGUUGUCUUUGUUUGUUACCAUUGAAUUGUAUGGUACCAUCACCAGAUUUCAAAAGAGCAGGCCAACCAUUACAACCAACUCCAGCACAACCACCUCAAAUGAGUUUACAACAACAACGUCAUCACCAUUUACACGGUCAUGGUCCACCUCAUCAUAUUAACAGUCAACAGGUACAACAGCAGCAACAACAACAACAACAAAUGCUUCAGCAACAACAACAACAAAUUCUUCAACAACAACAACAAUCAACCGAGUUUUGGUCUGCUGGUUCCGAACCUUUUGAUGAUUGGUUUACUUGGUGCCAAACAUGCAGACAUGGUGGUCAUUCACAACAUAUUUUAGAUUGGUUUAAAGAUCAUAUUACUUGUCCUGUUACUGAUUGCACUUGUAAAUGUUCAUCAUUAUAA